AUGGUGAGUCCAUGCCCGUCCGUGCUGCUGCGAUGCGUUGGGGGUACCUCGUCCUUCGGUAAGCGGCACACAAAGUCGCACACGCUCUGCCGCCGCUGCGGGCUGCGUGCGUUCCACAGGCAGCACAAGACUUGCGCCUCGUGCGGCUACCCCUCCGCUAAGAUCCGCUCGUUCGAGUGGGGCCAGAAGGCCAAGCGCCGCAAGACGACUGGUACCGGCCGCAUGCGCUACCUCAAGACGGUCUCCCGGCGGUUCAAGAACGGCUUCCGGGAAAACACCGUGGCCAAGAAGCGCGUCCGUGCUUCCGCCGAGUAG
Schizophyllum commune H4-8 is the source of this 315-nucleotide messenger RNA. RefSeq lists its product as uncharacterized. Gene Ontology annotation, cellular component: cytosolic large ribosomal subunit; ribosome. NCBI's taxonomy places the organism in Eukaryota, Fungi, Basidiomycota, Agaricomycetes, Agaricales, Schizophyllaceae. Gene Ontology annotation, molecular function: structural constituent of ribosome; RNA binding. The transcript is spliced from 4 exons. Bases 1 to 315 code for a protein of 104 amino acids. Gene Ontology annotation, biological process: translation. The record is from RefSeq and is a predicted model, not a curated record.